AUGGUCUGUACAACAACACGUCUUUCAAGAAACGGAAAAAAGUGGGAGGCAUGGGUAGAUUACGAUGGCAUUGAGGUGAAGCUCAAAGUGUUUAUUUCAUUUAACCCCAAUGGCACAGAUGCUUCUAAACCUAGAACUCCAUUCUUGUUGUACGAUAUAGAUCUGCGUCAGCUUCUUCCCCAUAACGUGCAGGUUGGCCUUUCAGCGUCCACUGGAAACUCAAUUGAGACUUACACAGUAUACAUGUGGAACUUUUCAUGUCAAUAUUCCUGGGAGACUUCAAUACCAGGCGUGAAUGCUUCUGGUCGAAGUCCAAAAAAUAAAAGGAAAUCUUUUGAAAAGAUUAUAUGGACAUCCGGUGUGGCCUGUUUCUUAGUCAUAUGCUGUUUUAAUAGGGCAAGAAAAAGCAAGCGCGGGGAUGCUGGGAAGGACGGCGAGGAGAGCGAUGAGGAAUUCAACAAGCGCUUCGAUAAGCUGACUCACCAUAAUCUCCUGAAGUUUCUGGGAUGGUGCCAUCGAAAGGGAGAUUUGCUUCUUGCUUACAAGUUACUCCCAAACGGGAGUCUGGACAAAUAUAUUUUUGAAAACCCAGAAACUCCACUGGAAUGGGGUCGAAGAUAUAGCAUAGCAUGUGACAUAGCCUCCGCUCUGGUUUAUCUGCACGAGGAUCGGCAUGAGAGCUUUGUGCAUAGAGACAUUAAAGCGAGCAAUGUGAUGCUGGAUUCGAAUUUCAAAGCCAAGCUGGGUGAUUUUUGCCUUGCCAGAAUGGUGGAACGGGGAGAAGGAGGGCAUACGACCACGGCAGCGGGUACAAUUGGUUACAUAGCGCGGGAAUUCGCAGCAACGGGAAAAGCCACCCGAGAGAUGGACGUGCUCAGCUAUGGAGCCCUGAGUCUUGAAAUUGCCUGUGGAAGACGACCGGCAGACUGGAGCUUGAUUGAUCACAAUUCCAGAGUGGUGGAAUGGGUUUGGCACUUGCAUAGAGAGAACAUAAUUCUUGAUGCAGCAGAUAAAGAAGCUGGGUUAAAAUUUCAAUGGUGA
Cryptomeria japonica (Japanese cedar) is the source of this 1041-nucleotide messenger RNA. RefSeq names its product L-type lectin-domain containing receptor kinase VIII.1-like. The transcript has 2 exons. The coding region runs from base 1 to 1041 and encodes 346 amino acids. The record is from RefSeq and is a predicted model, not a curated record. Gene Ontology annotation, biological process: protein phosphorylation. NCBI's taxonomy places the organism in Eukaryota, Viridiplantae, Streptophyta, Pinopsida, Cupressales, Cupressaceae. Gene Ontology annotation, molecular function: carbohydrate binding; protein kinase activity; ATP binding.